AAUUAAAUAAAAUUUUUGUACAUAUCGACGUCCACAAGUAAUUAGAAUAUUAUGAGAACUAAGACAUUUAGUUAAAAAGCAAAAAAUAAAAACAAAUAUGAUUCACGACGCGCUUUUAAUCCUUUGGGAUUGCUCACAUACGACCGAAGGGCAGAAAGAACUUGUCACAUACGCCAACCAUGGAGAUCAAGAAAUAUUUGCCAGGAUAACAGACAUAGCUAAGAGCCACCAUAAAAUUCAAUGUUUUGUUGAAGCUACAGGAUUCUACUCCAGGAAGUCUCAUAUAGGUCUCAGGCUUUGUGGUCUAUACUCUCAGGCUCUGAGUGAGGGUUUCACAGAAGUUCUACAGUCAUACAAAAAAAAUUUAAUGGAAGUGGAAGGCCUAGUGAUUGGGAAUCAUAAUUACACUUUAUCAUUUGUAUACAGCUAUGUAGAGAAGUACAGAGGAUUGUUUAACACUUUGAAUAAGAUUAUAACUACAAUCGAACAUCGGAAACUGAUUGGCUGUCAGAUAUUGAGCUUACUUCAUCAGUAUAUUCUGAAUGGCAGUGAAAAAGUACGAGAGGCUAUUCUGAGAAUAUUCUCCUGUGUGAAUAAAGUGUUUGUGAAUCAGCUAUGCACGUGGCUCCUGUAUGGAGAACUAAAGGAUCCAUACCAUGAGUUCUUUAUACUGAACAAUCAGGCCCAAGAUGCCUCGGACACAUUUUUAUCUUCUCCAUCCACUACUAACACUUGUGAUAAGUCUCUUGUGUCUACUCUCCAAGACACAACUUUAGAAUGUGGAUAUGCUCUUAACACCAGUAUGAUACCAUACUUUGUGCCUCUUUCCCUUGCACAGGAGAUUUUGUUCAUUGGCAAGACUAUAAUAUUAUUUGGUUUUGACCCUAAGAAAGUGAAAAAGAAUAGCUCUUUUAUUGCUAGUAGGACUUUGUUGCCUUUGCAGAAUUGUGGAGUGGAAUCUAGAAGAUUUACAAUUUGGGAAGACAAGGAAGCAGAAUUUCAUGAGAAGUUGCAAAAACUUAAAGAUCCUGAAGUGUUCGAAGUUUGUAACUUGAGAGGUGUUAUAAGAGAGAUAAAGGAAUGUGUAACUAAGCAUCUCUGGACUGUGGCAGUAGAGGAAGCGCAAUUAAUACACGAACUGAGACUUAUGAAAGAUUUCUACCUGCUUGGACGAGGUGAACUGUUCCUGGAGCUAUUGAGACUUACUGCCCAUAUGCUGGACAAGCCUACUGCUAGGACUUCUACUAGAGAUAUGAACCACGCGUUCCAGUUAGCAGCAAGAGCGGUAUUUCUCAGUAACAGUGCGGAUAUAGAGAAGUUCAGCUUCGAAUUGCCUUAUGUGAAGCCCAACGUCUCCGCCAACACGACCAUUGACGACGAUAGCGCCACUGUGGCAGAUGGCUGGUCCAGUAUUAUCCUGAAAUAUGACUUCAAGUGGCCUUUACACCUCUUGUUUACGCCAGAAGUGCUAGCUCGGUACAACGACAUGUUCCGUCUCUUGCUUCGAAUUAAGAAAACUCAACAUGAUCUCCAUGCCCUUUGGAAAACUUAUAAACAGUCGACAAGCUUCCAAAUGUGCCAGUUGCAUAACAAACUUAUGUUUCUAAUGGACAACCUACAACACUACAUGCAAGCAGACGUACUAGAAACUAACUUCGCCCGACUCAUGGACGCCGUGCACAAGACCAAUGACUUUGAGAAACUUAAGAAGGCCCACGCCAACUUCCUAGCUGAUGUUCUCAGUCAGUCAUUUCUUACUGUUACUUCUUCAGGUGACAGUGACAGUUCAGAUUUAGCGGAUGCCCUCAACAAUCCAGUGUUCUGCAAUAUCAUGGAACUGCUCAAACUGUGCCAUUCGUUCUGUGGGAUGAACGACACUGUCGAUGAUAAGGAGGCCGAGGAUUAUUACAUCAAGGGAUAUUCUGAUCGGUUCAGCAAGCUAGUUAAACAACUAAUGCAGUUGUUAGUUUCUCUCCGCGACCGGCCUUGUGGUGUGUACCUCGCAAGACUUCUAAUGAGAUUGGACUACAAUAGAUGGCUCAGUGGAGAAGCGCAGUUGACACAAUCUGUCACUAAUAUGCUGCGUUACUGAUAUUGGGACAUGGAGAAUAGAUCUGAAUAAAACCAGUAUU
This is a messenger RNA of Spodoptera exigua (beet armyworm), 2132 nucleotides long. The record is from the annotation of a GenBank genome assembly. Lineage: Eukaryota; Metazoa; Arthropoda; Insecta; Lepidoptera; Noctuidae.